AAGGCUUUUAAACACCAAGAUUCACAGCCAAAAUGGGAGGUGCACCUAAUAAGAAAGAAAACCGCGAGAAGUUUCACGGUAGGAAGGACCACAAUGGUGUGGCUCUUCUUCCCCGUAAGCGAUUCUACCGCCAGAGAGCCCACGCCAAUCCUUUUUCAGACCAUACUUUAGAAUAGUAUGUCUUCGUUUGCCAUAUCUUGGAAGCCCUAUCUGACCCUUUUAACAGUCCAAUCUCACCGAAACAUAUGGAUUGGUCUGAAUAUUACCCAGCAUUUGCUUCAGAAGCUUCAGAGACACAGCCCGACUCCCCGCGACAGCUGACAAAAAAUGUCGAGAUUGUCGACAUUGGAUGCGGCUUUGGUGGUCUUCUCAUGGCUUUAGCGCCCAUUUUGCCAGACUCUCUCAUGCUUGGCCUGGAGAUUCGCACACAUGUCACACAGUUUGUUCAAGAAAAGAUCUGGGCGCUCCGCGAACAAAAUGGAGGCCAGAAAUACCAAAAUGCGGCUUGCAUUCGCGCUAACUCGAUGAAAUUCUUGCCAAACUUCUUCAAAAAGGAGCAGCUAAGCAAAAUUUUCAUCUGUUUCCCGGAUCCUCACUUCAAAGCCAGGAAGCACAAGGCUAGAAUUGUAUCCACAACCCUGAAUUCGGAAUAUGCCUUUGUUCUGCGUCCUGGAGGCAUAGUUUACACAAUCACUGAUGUCGAGGCUUUGCAUCAGUGGAUGGUCGAACACUUCAACUCUCACCCUUCCUUUGAGCGCAUACCAGACGAUGAGGCUGAGCAGGAUCCAUGUGUGGAUGUUAUGAGACGAGAAACAGAGGAGGGAAAGAAGGUGGAAAGAAACAAGGGUCUCAAAUUUGUUGCACUGUUUCGAAGAUUGGAGGACCCCUCUUGGUAACACUGUCUUUUAGUAGACCAUCUGGCGUAAGGACUUUCUUUUUAGGCGAAAAAACUAACCAAAAGUUGUAUUUGGGGAUUAUAUAUGCUCCACGCUUUAUAUUUCUAUCAGUGCCAUAGUUAUUAUAGAGCUUUUAAAAAGCAAAAUAGGGAAAUAAACAAUUUAAAAUUUCA
This is a messenger RNA of [Torrubiella] hemipterigena, 1069 nucleotides long. The record is from the annotation of a GenBank genome assembly. NCBI's taxonomy places the organism in Eukaryota, Fungi, Ascomycota, Sordariomycetes, Hypocreales, Clavicipitaceae.